Molecule: messenger RNA, 2749 nt
Organism: Engraulis encrasicolus (European anchovy)
Lineage: Eukaryota; Metazoa; Chordata; Actinopteri; Clupeiformes; Engraulidae
Product: B-cell receptor CD22-like
Exons: 14
Coding region: 98-2749 (883 amino acids)
Source: RefSeq, a predicted model, not a curated record
UCUGCUCUGCUGCCAUCAUCGUUACAGUUCACUUGAUGUCUGCUUCUUCCACAAACUCAAACUGUGCACUCGAAGAGGCUCACCAGUGAAGGGCACUAUGGUUGUUGUGGAAACACUUGUCAUGGCAGCCUUAUGUUCUACUGUGUUUGGUACGACUGGUACAGAUGACUGGUCAGUGCACUACCCUCCUAGUACAUCAGUGUGUGCCUUGAAAGGCGCUACAGUGGAGCUGAACGCCACAUGUACCUACCCCUCCUCUCACGUCCUCACUGACACCCUGUGGCACUUGACAUGGCCGAAACAUGGGGAGCCAACCAACAUCAGCCGUUUGCCAGAAUACAGCAACCGUGUGGAAUGUGUGUGGUACACACCUAAAGUACAAACUAAGUGGUCCCACGUGCGUGGGUCCAACGUUAAAGUCUGUGGGGCACAAUCCACUCUGAGAAUAAGAGAUGUGAAAAAGAGUGACUCUAGAGAGUACCUCUUCAGGAUUCACACCAGGUCUUCUCACAAUAAAGGUGAAAAGUACAGUGGCUCACCUGGAGUUACGCUCAGUGUCACGGACUUGGUGGUGACUGUGUCCUCUACCAUGGCGACAGAGCGCCAGUCUGUGACGCUGACCUGCAGCACCACCUGCAGGCUGACUCAGAGUGUGACAUUCACCUGGUACAAGAACAGACGUGAAUUACCUCAACCAUAUUAUCACACCUACAAGUACUCACGUUAUGGCAUGAAUGAUGAGUACUUAACCCUCAACUCAGUCAGCAGAGAGCAUUCUGGGAACUACUCUUGUGCUGUGAAGGGGAGACAAGAUCUCAUCAGCCAUCCGAUACACAUAGAUGUCAGAUACGGACCCAAGAACACAUCUGUCUCUCUGUAUCCACCUGGCGUUGUCGUCGUGGAGGGAGAGUCGGUGAGGCUGGUCUGCAGAGCCGAUGCCAACCCAGCGGUGCACGCCUACACCUGGCUGAAGCAGCAACACAACACUGACAGUGUUAUUAUAACAACAGGAGAGAGCUACUACAACAUCACUGAUGUCCGCGCUGAGCACAGUGGAGGGUAUCGAUGCAGGGCCAGGAACGCAGUCAGUGAAGCCACCUCCGCACCAGUGCAGAUCGAUGUUCAAUACCCUCCGAGGGGUUUUAAAGCUACCAUCAUCAGUCCCUCGGGUGACAUCGUGGAGGGUCAGACUCAGAGCGUACUUCUGACCUGCGACGGUGACGCCAACCCUCCGCCUCACACAUACACCUGGUACAAGGGGAGCGGAGCACACCGCUCGAAUGUGGGAGCGGGACAAAAUCACAGCCUGCUGAAUGUGACCAGCAGACACUCUGGGGAGUACCACUGUAAUGCAGAAAACCUCCAAGGAUCAACCAAUUCCACACCUGUCUAUGUAGACGUUUUCUACCCCCCAAAGAAUGUCAACGUGUCCGUCAGCUAUGUAGAGAAGACUGGCUCUGUCAGGCUGUCGUGUAUGAGUGAUGCCAACCCAGCUGAGCAGAGCUACACCUGGCACGCUGAGAACACUGCAGCAGGAGAGGAGGCCUCCAUACGAGGCAUAGGGAAGCACAUAACACUGGACCACGCAGAGAGCGGAUUUUACUACUGCCAGGCCAGGAACAAAGCUGGAGCCACUGAGUCUGGCAUCAAAUACAUUCCAGAACAACAACGGCUUGCUACCCGUUAUGCAAUAUUCUUCACUGUGGCUGUAGGAGCCUUGAUCAUCUGCAUCUUGCUGAUCUUAUUGAGAAAGAAAAUGUUUAGGUUGACCAGCGCUGAGGACACGCCUGCUCCUCCCGACACAGUUGCACAGGGUGACUCAGGUCCGGUGUACGCCAACGUCUCGAAGAGCAGCAGCGCCCCCGUGACCUCUGACCCCGAAGAGAGGAGAGCGAAUGCCGAGGACGAUGACGUCCACUACAGCAGUGUGUACUUUAAACACUGUGACAAACAGGAAGUGACUGCAAAAGGGGCGCUGGUGGAGGGCAAGACGAAGCCCUCCGCAGCGUCACCACCACCAAAUGAGGAAGUGCUGUACAGCGCAGUCAACCUCCGCCACCACCACUCCAUGGAUCUCCAAUGCCUUCAGAUGCUGACAAGCAUACUGAUUUUAAUAUCAGGUGUCCUAAGUGAUGGUCUUCAGGUAACUCUGGAUCCUCAGGUGACCUACAGCAGCCAAAGUAUAUGUGGCCUGAAGGGUUCGUCUCUGGCUGUGACUUGCUCUUUCUCACCACCCACAAACCAAACCAUCUCCUCAGUCUUCUGGUUCACUUCCAAACAAAGACAUCACUGGAGGAGUGAAGACCAACCAGAGGAUCUCCUGCUAGAUGCUGAUUAUAUGGGACGUGUGACAUACUCUGGAACUGAAGGCAGUUCUGAGCUUACCAUCACCGACCUGAGACUUGGAGACUCAGGAGUUUACCGCUGUCUGUAUGUGUCCAAUGAGGGCAUAUAUUCAGAUUCAACUGGAGUCAACAUAACAGUUACAGACCUGCAGAUCAAGGCCAUGGGCCAGGACUCAGUGGUCAUGUCUUGCAACACCUUGUGCACAUUGGAGUUCAAAACUCUGAAAGUUUCAGAUGGGAUUACGUUUUUAUACUUCAACAUAUUCAAAAAUGGAAAAUUUAGAAAUCAUUGGUUCCCUAAUCGCCCGACUAUACAGCUGAGUAAUGAUGAUGGGGGAAGUUACACAUGUGCUGUUGGAGGCCUUGACCAUCUCCCUUCUCCUGCAGUGUGUGUUGGGGUGUGA